CAGAGUAGCGCCCCAGCUAUGGGUACUGUGGCCGCUGAGGGCGAAGUCGCGCGGUGCGCCUUCCUCACCUACUGCUGGUGGUGGCAGCGGCGGUCCUGGGCGGGGUCGAGUAAGGGACAUCUGGGAAGUCCUGGAGCCAGGGUACCUGGGAAAUCUCGAGACUUGCUGAGUGGCCGAAACCGGGCGGCUACCCACCUGCCCAGCGAAGGCUUUUCCGGACUUGAUCUCUCGGCAUUCGCCCCAUGUUGUGCAGCCCCCAUGCCACCUCCUCCAGGAGUAUCCACAACCUUGCUGCCGCUGAGGGCCCACUGAAUGCCAAGCACUUUGCGUAGUUUUCUUUGAUUCUUAGGAACCCUGCAAGCUUUUGGACCAGGAAAGCUGUGGGAACCCAAACUUGAACUGAAGCAACUCCAACAAGGUAAUGCCUCCUUCUGAAGCUCCACCUGGGCCUCUCUCCCUGACAUCUCUGCAUCCACAGGGCUCCAGAAGGCCAAUGAGAGAUGAAGACAGGCACCAACUUCCCCCUUGAAGGACUGGCCCUAGGCAAUUACACAGGAAUCGGGCUGUCCUCACUCAAAUGGUUCUAUGCACAGCCACGUGGAAUCACUACAGAGCAGUGGAAAAGCUCUUCCCACAAAGGAGCGGUCAGCUUUGAUGCCCUGGGCACUCAUACACUGGCACAGUUCUCUGCUGGGCACUUUGACAGAGUGUGUAUCCAAAGCCUUAGCCAUGGGUCUGCUCUGACCCAGUGCUCUACUGGGAAUUUAUUUUAAAGGAAAAAGUGUGCAAAGGUCAGUUCCAUGGCUAUUCCACACGACUCAAAUGAAGCUUUGUAUUUGCUGCCUCCAAACAAGGAGGACUGGGCAGGACAAGGCAUUCCUGACUUUGUCUAUGGGCAGGAGGAACUCCUGGCAGGAGGGAUUCAGUGGCCCAGGAAUACAUCUGCCGUUCCAGGGGUUCUGCCGCUGUCUCGCUUCGACUCUGCAGUCUGUUCUGCCUGGAGGCAGCGGAUGGAGCUGGGCCUAUUUCGUUACCACCUGGGGGAAUUGCAGACCCAAACCCUCCCUGGUGCUGUGGGUUUUGUGGCUCAGCUGAAUGUGGAGCGAGGGGUGCAGAGAAGGCGCCCCCAGAGCAUCAAGAGCGUGAGGCAGGCAUUUGACCCGGAACAGUUUAACUUCAACAAGAUUCGACCAGGAGAAAUCCUCUUUCGUUUGCACCGAGAACCUGAUUUGCCCAGUGCUCUCCAGCAAGAGGACAUCCUCGUGAUGAUCAAUGUCAGCCCUCUAGAGUGGGGCCACGUGCUGCUGGUGCCCAAGCCUGCCCUGGGGCUCCCCCAGCGCCUGCUGCCAGGUGCACUGCGGGCCGGGGUUGAGGCUGUGCUGCUGAGCCUACACCCAGGCUUCCGUGUUGGCUUCAACAGCCUGGGUGGCUUGGCCUCAGUGAACCACCUACACUUGCAUGGCUAUUACCUGGCCCACAGAUUGCCCGUGGAGGGGGCGCCGAGCAAGCCUCUAGACCCAGGGGGCCAUCUGUAUCUGCUCCAGGCCCUCCCAGCUCCUGGCUUCCUCUUUUACACUAGCAGCCCAGGACCUGACUUGGAAGCCUUGGUAAGCAGGGUAUGUCGGGCCACUGACUACCUGACUGACCACGAGAUUGCACAUAACUUGUUUGUGACCCGGGGGGCCCCGCCUGGAAAGACAUCACCUUCCUCAGCCCUCACAGGGGUCCGCGUCAUUCUCUGGGCCCGGAAGUCCAGCUUUGGAAUAAAGGAAGGCGAGGCUUUCAAUGUUGCCCUCUGUGAGCUGGCCGGGCAUCUCCCUGUCAAAACCUCCCAGGACUUCACCAGCCUGACAGAGGCAGCUGCGCUGACCCUUAUCCAGGACUGUCUGCUGCCUCCUGCCCAGGCAGAAGAGGUCCGGGCAGCACUUGUGGCCCUGGUGGCCCAGGAGGAGCAGUAA
This is a messenger RNA of Loxodonta africana (African savanna elephant), 1958 nucleotides long. RefSeq names its product GDP-D-glucose phosphorylase 1 (gene GDPGP1). The coding region runs from base 801 to 1958 and encodes 385 amino acids. Gene Ontology annotation, molecular function: GDP-D-glucose phosphorylase activity. Gene Ontology annotation, cellular component: cytoplasm. NCBI's taxonomy places the organism in Eukaryota, Metazoa, Chordata, Mammalia, Proboscidea, Elephantidae. The transcript has 3 exons. Gene Ontology annotation, biological process: glucose metabolic process. The record is from RefSeq and is a predicted model, not a curated record.